CAUUAAGGAAAAGGAAAGAGAACCAAUUACUGCUUCCAAUCUCUCUCUCUCUCUCUACUCUUUCGAUCUACCCUUUCCACGUUUCUGACAACCUUUUUUUUUCUGUCAGAACAUUCCAAAUCUGUUUCAUUGGUUCUCAGUCUAAUCCAUAUAAAAAUGGUUAUUUUCAGCAACAGAUGAAUUAUCCUAGACAGAGGGCUAAAACAAUCCCUCCAACAUAUUGAAUACAAGGUUAUUCACAUACCCAUCAAAUCGUUCAAAUCGUUAGAUGUUUUACACCCCUGCAGAUUAAUGUCCCCAUUCAUCAAUGAGUAUUUGAUUUGUGGAGUCUGUUACUUGGAUUUUGUAAUUGUAGGGAAGCUAGAGGAAACACCAAGAUUAGAUAUUGUUCACAAACAUAUACUCAAUGAAUAAUUUAAUUGCUGGAUCAUUUGGUUGAUAAUAUGUAAGGGAUGGUAUCAACUACGCUAAUGAAGCUUGUGGCACCGUGUUGGAAACCUUCUGUUGAGGGUGAAAAUUCUAAUAAUAGAGGCGGGGAUGUGAGUGGUCGGCUUGAUGGUUUGUUGUGGUACAAAGAUUCAGGACACCAUGUUAACGGGGAUUUCUCAAUGGCGGUAAUUCAGGCAAACAAUUUGUUGGAAGACCAUAGCCAACUUGAAUCAGGGCCACUGAGCUCGCUCGAAUCAGGUCCUCAUGGGACAUUUGUUGGAAUUUAUGAUGGACAUGGAGGUCCAGAAGCAUCCCGGUUUUUAAAUGAGCACUUGUUCAACAAUUUUAAGACUAUUCAUGGUGCAGAAUUCACAUCAGAGAAUCAGGGAAUGUCCGCUGAUGUUAUCACCAAAGCAUUUUUGGCAACUGAAGAGGAAUUCCUCUCUCUAGUAAAGAAGCAGUGGAUAAUUAAGCCACUGCUUGCUUCUGUUGGUUCAUGUUGUUUGGUAGGCGUAGUAUGUAGUGGGCUGCUAUACAUAGCAAAUGCGGGAGAUUCUCGGGUGGUUUUAGGAAGACUGGAAAAGACCGUUAAACAGGUAAAAGCUGUUCAGUUAUCAAUCGAACACAAUGCAAGUAUAGAAUCUGUGAGAGAGGAACUGCACUUGUUGCAUCCCGAUGAUCCACAGAUUGUGGUACUAAAGCACAAGGUGUGGCGCGUGAAGGGUUUGAUACAGGUUUCAAGGUCCAUUGGCGAUGCCUACCUGAAGCGGCAAGAAUUUAACAAAGAACCUCUAUUGGCAAAGUUUAGACUAUCAGAACCCUUCCACAAGCCAAUCCUUAAAGCUGAGCCAACAAUAUUAGUCCAAAAACUCUACCCUGAAGAUCAGUUUCUCAUAUUUGCAUCAGAUGGCCUAUGGGAGCAGUUAAGCAGUCAAGAGGCAGUUGACAUUGUCCAGAACUAUCCGCGUAAUGGUAUUGCAAGGAAACUUGUCAAAGCUGCGCUUCACGAAGCAGCCAAGAAGAGAGAAAUGAGAUACUCCGACUUAAAAAAGAUCGACCGAGGGGUGAGGAGACAUUUUCAUGAUGAUAUCACAGUGGUAGUGCUGUUCCUGGAUUCGCAUCUGGUCAGUCGUAGCUACUGGCAUGGGCCUCUGCUUUCAGUUAAGGGAGGUGGCGGUGUCCCUGCCAGCACCUAGAUUGGGAGGUUCAGAACUUCAGAUGAUCUAUCACUCAAGCCCCUGGUUUCUUCGUUUGUACUAAGAAACAAAAAGCUUUUGUUUUCUUUACAAAGAGGAGAGUUAAAGGCAGAAUUUUGGGUCUUUUUUUACAUCUUUUCUUUUUUCUCCUUCUUCUGAUGUAUAGCUGUGCUUCAUGAAUUUUUUUAUUUGUUUUAUUUUUACAUAAGGCCACAAGAAAUUUCAGUAUAGAUGGAAAGUCAAUGACUAGAAAACAGACUUAACCCGCCAUUGGGGCAUGACAUAUUUUUCA
Prunus mume (Japanese apricot) is the source of this 1917-nucleotide messenger RNA. RefSeq names its product putative protein phosphatase 2C 38. Lineage: Eukaryota; Viridiplantae; Streptophyta; Magnoliopsida; Rosales; Rosaceae. Gene Ontology annotation, biological process: protein dephosphorylation. The record is from RefSeq and is a predicted model, not a curated record. Gene Ontology annotation, molecular function: protein serine/threonine phosphatase activity; cation binding.